This is a messenger RNA of Podarcis lilfordi (Lilford's wall lizard), 7700 nucleotides long. Lineage: Eukaryota; Metazoa; Chordata; Lepidosauria; Squamata; Lacertidae. The record is from the annotation of a GenBank genome assembly.
AUGGAGUAUUAUGACCCCCACACAAACAAAUGGAACAUGUGUGCUCCAAUGUGUAAAAGGAGAGGAGGCGUUGGGGUGGCUACUUGUGACGGUUUCCUCUAUGCAGUCGGAGGCCAUGAUGCUCCUGCCUCUAACCACUGCUCCAGACUGCUGGACUAUGUUGAAAGGUACCCAUUCUGUAUGUGUUUUUAAGUAGUGAUUCUGAAUGCAAACUUGACUGUUCCCCUCCUCCCUUAAACAUCCUUAGAUCUAUAAAUAUGUAUUCCGUUGUCUUAUUGCUUGAAUUUAUUAAAAUAAACUCUUAAAAGAACAGCUACAGGUUAACUGCAAUAAGAAAAACAAUAUAUAAAGCUGAACAUUGUUCUGAAAUUAGUUAUUCCCAAGUACAAUAAAAACAACCCAUUUUUAAGCAAAGCUAUCAAUAUUCUUUCCUCCUUAGCUCUCCCCUGUUAAUUUCAUCAUUGGAAAUAUUUCUAAAAUGUGUUUAUGCCGAUCAAUAAAUGACAGAGAUGUAACACUUUCGCAGAAUAAUUUGUGCUAUAUACUUCCAGUUAAAAAUGGCUUGUCAGCUCUUUGUUCUUCUCUUUCAGAAUUGAUUUGAAACUUCCUUGUAAUUAGACCAUUGCUCUACCUGUUACGCUAACCCCAUUCUCUGACAUCUGGGGCAUAAUAAUAAUAAUAUUAGUAAACAUAAACUUUUAUUUGUAUCCCGCCCUCCCAGGCCAAGACUGGGCUCAGGGCGGCUGACAUCAAAUAUAUAACGUUGGUAUAAAAUCAAACAAUAAUUAAAUUACCUCCUAAAAACAAGUCAGGAUCAAAUUAAAAUCUAAUUAGAUGGCUUUCCGCAGGAUUAGGGUUGGGAACUGUAAAUGUUCAUCAGGCCCAACUGUUUACGCUGUCCUUAUAUGGGUCUGUGAGAAUGCUGGGAGGCCUCUUUCAUACUAGUUCUUAUACAAAAAUAUAAGGGGAGUCAGGCUGACCAAAGGUGUGGCGGAACAUCUCCGUCUUGCAGGCCCUGCGGAAAGAUGUCAAAUCCCGCAGGGCCCUGAUCUCUUGUGGCAGAGCGUUCCACCAGGCCAGUCAAGGCCAGCCUAAUCUCCCUGGGGCCUGGGAUCUCCAAGCUGUUAUUAUUUGCAGACCGUAAGGUCCUCCGUGGGGCAUACCAGGAGAGGUGGUCCCGUAGGUACAAGGGUCCUAAGCCGUAUAGGGCUUUAAAGGUUAAAACCAGCACCUUAAACCUGAUCCUGUACUCCACCGGGAGCCAGUGCAGCUGGUAUAGCACUGGAUGUGAUCCCGCGGCAAAGACCCCGUAAGGAGUCUCACCGCGGCAUUCUGCACCCGCUGGAGGGUCUGGGUCAGCUUCAAGGGCAGCCCCACGUGGAGUGAGUUACAAUAAUCAAGCCUGGAGGUGACUGUCACAUGGAUCGCAGUGGCGAGAUCAGGACCAGAGAGGCAUAGCUGUGGUCUGCAGAGUGGAGGAGCACUUUUAGCUCUGCCCCAAUACUUGAGUCCUUCCAGCAAUAAAUUGUGUGUUGCGGAAUAAUUCCAAUAUGCAAGAACCUGAUUUACCUUAUGUUAAAGGAAAGACUGUUUCGGCAAGGUGAUCCAGACAUGUAGAGGUUACAUGUAUUUAAGGCAGCAGAAAGGAUGCCGUAAUUCAAACACUAUUAUAAAGGCUUGUUUCCCCUCUGCUAGGCUUAGGCCAACUCAGUGAGAGUGAGGUUUGUUCUGGCAUAGCUUUACACCAGCUUAAAUUACAUUUGUUUUCCUUUAUUCCAGCUUCUUUCGUAUAAAUUGUUCCCCAGACUUGUUAUCAGAUGACUUGUUUAUUUAUCUUAUCUUACCUUACCCCUUCAAAAAGCAAGCACAGUUUUUGUUUUAAAAAGCAGUGUGUUACAAAUAGUUAAAUAUUCCAUUAAAUUAAGACUAAAGGGGGCAUCGACCUCAAGACCAUUGCAGUGCUGCGGCUGAUGGACAUAUUACAAUCAGUAUCAGCAAGUGUGUGUUUUUAUUUUCACACGCCUGAGGGAAAUAAACCUUAAUAGGGUGCUUUUUGCAGGGCUGUCAUUUUCAACCACAAAGAAAUCAAGGUGAAAACCUACAAAAAGAAAAUACAGUCCAAACAAGAAUGCCACCUCCUUUUUUUACCAUCCUUUUGUUUUUUCUAAUAUGCAAGUAGCAAGGGACUAAUAAAAUACUUGGAAUUCCCCAAAACAGAACGUGAAAGAUACUAGGGUAGUAGUUCAAAUGUUGCCUUCUUUUUUGCAAUGCUGUUUCUUCUGCUAAAGAAAUGGCUGCAUGCUUCAUCUCUGUAAUAACUUGAUGUGCCCCAGGGUGAAGCAGGAGAUAUCAUAAAGUUCCUGAAUACAAAAAGAAAUCAAUUUGAACGACCAAGCUGAAGGCAAGGAGAAAGGUUUUUGAGCUUUCCACUUGUUAAAAGCCCUUACAAUCCCCAGCAUCAUCUAUAGUGAAAUAAUUGUUAUGAAAGUCUAAUAAAGUAACUUCUCAUUAAUAUUAAUUGGAAAUUGGAAAAUAUUGAGAGCUUUUAUUACAGUGCUAAUCGUAAAAAUGCCUAACGUUCCACAUACAGAAUGUUUUAACAAAUGAAGUAACAAAAGAAAUGCUUUUAAGUGCUUUCACAGGAAACAAUGGCACCCAAUUAAAUCCUAAUGGAGAAUUAAAAGUAGAAGCUAUUUUUACAAUCAGUAUUUAAUAUAAGCUGACAAUAGUUGAAUAUCUUUUAGGAGAUAAAUCUUACUAAAUAAUUAUUUAACCCACUGGAGAUGCUCACAUUCUGUGCUACUUGAUGUUUGCAUACUUCAUACAUUUUUUUAAUGUCCUAAAAUGUAUCUAUGAACCAGUUCAUAUUGAUGGGAAGCAUACAGCAAAUUCAAUAUGAUUGAUAGCCAAUUGUGAAGUGAAGUGGGCAUUUAAUCACUCUAUUCCUUACCCAAAAUGGUUUGGAACUCAAGAUUCAGUGAUUGUAAAUGUUACCUCACCAGCAGAAUCAACUUGCAGAAUUCAGCCAUACAAGAUGUGCACAAGCUUAGAUGGCUUAUUAAAAGAAUUAGAUAAAUUCAUAAUGGAUAUUCUCAUAAAUGGUAAGCCACAAUAGUGAAAUGGAACUCUGCACAGACCCAUAUACCUCUGAAUGCCAUAUUUUAGGGACAACAACAGAGGAUUGUUUUUGCAUGCCAUGCUUGCAAGAAUUUAGAAGUUUCUGAUUUUCUUCAAUUGAAAGCAGAACCAUGGGCUAUCAGACCCAAAUUGUCUGAUCCAACAAGGAAAUUGCUAUAUUCAUAGCUAAAAUCUCAGAGAUGCAUGAUGCAAUUCGGUUUCUUAACAUAACUGUAACCAGAUUGGGCCAAUACCUGAUUAUCUAGGCUGAACUGAGCUUCCCUGGGGAAAUGUGGAAUGCAUUUACAAAUUUGUAUAUAUCAGCCAUCCUGAUAUUUAUAACCUACAAUACUUUGAACCCAUUGCUUGAAACCAAUUUCUGAUUACAUUAAGAUUCUAAUUAUGCAUGGCAUUUGAAUAUGCGAUAGGAUUAGGUCCAAUUGUUACCAGUCAGGCACAGAUAGACACUGUCUACUGAAACUCCUGUAGACCUUUCACCAUAUGAGUUGCAAGAGUAAACUGAAGUGGGGAUUCUGAGUUCUAAAAGCCUUUACCUAGAAUUUGGAGCUACGUACUAAGCUCUCACACCUCGCUGAGAUAUCCCUGCUUGGUGAGCCAGCAUUGCAUGUUGGAUAAUCUGGUUCUGAUGGAGCCUUUCUGUAAUGGAUAGUAGGGGAGGAGGGACUUGAUUAAACAGCGAACUAAUAGGGCUGGUUGGGACUUAAGGUGUAGUACAUAAUAACCAGUCUUAAAAGCACUUGAAUGGCCGAAAGGAACCUAGUGAAGAUACCUUUGUGAAUUCAGUAUUUCUGGCAUGACAGUGUUAGGAUUGUCCUACUCUCCUGUAGGACUGCAAACACGGAGCAGGAAUCUCAACAGACAGACCCCUCCCCCCCCUUGCUAAAGAGGUUAUUUUGGGAAGUUCAUGACAUAUGAAUGAAUGAAUAAUUCUGCUGAUGUUGAAUAUGGGCUGGAUUGCUAUACAUGUUCUUUCAUGAGAUAUACCUUCCCUUUUGUUGUGCAGGUAUGACCCCAAAACUGAUACUUGGACAAUGGUAGCUCCACUGAGCAUGCCCCGUGAUGCUGUUGGAGUGUGUAUCCUCGGUGAUAAAUUGUAUGCAGUAGGUGGAUAUGACGGGCAGACAUACCUGAACACCAUGGAGUCAUACGACCCCCAAACUAAUGAAUGGACACAGGUAGUUGUGUGGUUUUAUGUUUUGCACAGUUUUCACAGAAGGCUUGUUGGAACUAGUGGGCAGCGAGGAUCCCCGCAGCUAUGCAAUUAUAACUGCUGUUUAGCUUUCUCUGCUGUAAGAGUUCUCCGAAGAGAGAGAAACCAAUAAAAAGUUAUAUAAAAUGGCAGUAUCUUGUUAUCCAUAUAACCUUAUUUGUCAGAUCUCUCAUUGGAAUCCUUAUUGCCUUUUUUGGCUUUUGUAUUUUACAAUACUUCAGCUUGAAAAUACAUCAGGGUUUGUUACAAGUCUCUGGUGUUGGUAUUUGUGACAAGGGUGUUCCCCCCUCCCCCAGUUUUAUGUUUUGUGUACAUAAGAUAACGUUUGUUUAAAAAGUGCUUUCUAUUAACUACAAUUUAUAGUUUGUGGUUACUAUUUUCCAAAGUUGUUGUUGCACUGAACCGGUAUUUCAGUUUUAUACCAUGAACCAAUCCAUGUUUACUUUGAAGGAAGCCCCGUUGAUUAGAGUGGGACACCUUCCAAGUAAGUAUGUUUGGCAGUUCUUGCCCUCCAAACAUCCCAGCGAGGGAGGGCAUAAUUUCUUCCAGGAAAUUCAGUCUCGCAGACAGCAGACUGUCUGAAGCACCCCACUGAGCUUAUGCUUGGCUUAAUUGGCAUUUGAAGCUCUCCCAAGGUAGUUGUGGCAUACAUUUUGAAGCCAAGAGCCAGUGGCCUCCAAGCAAAGUACAAUAGGAAUUGGAAACAAGGGGGUGCCCUUGUUGUUGUUUCUGUUGUGUGCAUUGCUGCAUCAGGCAACAAAGCCCAUGAGUAAGGAUGCAGACUUUCAACAAAAAGUCAGAAUAAUAUCCAUCAAGUCUGUAUCAUCCUUAGAGACUUACUAUUUGGCUUGAAUUCACAGGAAGAGAAAUAUGUUCCUAUGGGAAGUGUUAGGACAUUUUUCUAUAUGGCAACUAUGAAUUCUAACAGAUUAAAAAUUGCUAGACAUUUGUGGCAAAUUCAAAAGUGCAAGCUUUUCUCUUCCUACAUGUCCCAAACCUUUAUUAGAAACUUUAUGAGUGUAGGAUUAUUUGGUAAUUACUAUUUUCAUUUCAAUACUAUUUUAUGUAUGCUUGCAGGAUGGUAUUUAAUGCCAGUUCUGCUCUGAGUAGACCCAUUGAAUUUAAUAGACAUGAUUAAGGGAGCAAUCCCAUACACAAGAAACUGGCAUAAAUUAAACCAGCAUAAAAUUGCACUAGAUCCAAACCAUGUUCAGCAGCAUGGCUGCUGCUCUCUGCCUAGGCCUGGCAGAUGGAACACAAGACUUUAAAAUAGUGUUUUGUGCUGGGUCACCAAGUCAUGUGACUAAGCUGAAUGGCCUUUGGAUCCAGGCCGUUGGAUCCAGGAAAAUCUGCCCCUCUCUAGUCCCACUCCCACCAUGCCUCUUUUCCAGGGAUUAUGCCAGUUUAAGAUCCACUGGGCUUGGCUCAGCUGGCUGGAUCCUGGCUGAGCCAGGAUGGAGGAGACGCCUCUGUCUGUGCUGUGGGUAAGGGAGUUAAAGGUAGCUCACUUAAAAGGCUUGAAUUAGAAGACUGGAGUUUAUUAAUUAUAUUUCUAACUCACGAUCUGUCCCAUCAACUUGGCUGUCCGUUUGUCCAUGCCACAAGCUUUUAAUGUGAGAAGGGGAAUCUGCUAAAACAGGGGUUGGGAACCCUGGGCCCUCCAGAUAUUGCUGAACUGAAACUCGCAUCAUCCUUUGCCAUUGACCAUAUUUGCUGGGGCUGAUGGCAGCUGUAGUUCAGCAGCAUCUGGAAGGGCAAAGUCUCCCCACCACUGUGCUAAAAAGUCUGUCUCUCUUCCAUAUGUAAAUGCUACAAAUCUGGAGCUUACAUAUUGUGAUUUAGGAUCUUAACAUGUGGAUGACAGUUUUUACUGAAUAUAAGAAGGGUGUGCCUCCGAGCUAUUCUGCCUUAGAAGAAAGGCAAGAGCACGUGGCCCAUUUGUAAAAGUGCUCUUUUGCAUUUCUUGAAAUCAAACCUCUUGCAGAUAAAUUAUACAGCAGGAAGGAAAGUAAUUCUGACCUGGAAAGUCAAUGAUUUAGCUUUUGGCUUUAUAUUUCAUCAUUCACUCUAUUCCCAAAAUCAUAGGAACAAUUUCAGUAAGUAUAAAUGUCACAAGAAUAGAAAUGUGAUACAUGAUAUGCAAUGAAUGUAAACCAAUAUCUUUCACUAUGCUCUAGAGAAAAAAGUGGCAGUUCCAGAGUUCCACAUACAGUGGUACCUCUGGUUACAGACGCUUCAGGUUACAGACUCCACUAACCCAGAAAUAGUACCUCAGGUUAAGAACUUUGCUUCAGGAUGAGAACAGAAAUUGCGUGGCGGCAGCAGGAGGCCCCAUUAGCUAAAGUGGUACCUCAGGUUAAGAUCAGUUUCAGGUUAAGAAUGGACCUCCAGAAUGAAUUAAGUUCUUAACCCGAGGUACCACUGUAGUUGAAAUUACUACUGCUUGCUGUAGUUUUUAGACACCACAUUGCAAAGUACAUUUUUUACUUGUGUCUUCAUUUUAUUUGUCAAUUUGUUUUUAACGUGCCUAACUGUAGAGAACAUUAAAACAUUGCUUAUAAAUUUAAUGAAAACACAUACAAAUAAAACUUAUUUCUUUUUAUAUAUUUUUCAAGAAGCCAGCAAAAGAAUUCUCUUGAUCUGAAUUGAAGUCAAUUCCCCCCCUCUUGCAAUUCUCUUAGUAAGAGCCAUCCCUUAAGCAAAACAGUUCCAAAUUUUCAGGAGAUCUUCCCAGAAGACUUUUCAAUAGAGGGAGAAUCAACCUUUUCCUAUACCCUUACAAUACAGAGAAACAUGAUCAGCAGAGUCUAUAUUGCUUGAGCUACUCACAAACACAUGUUCAUUAACCAGGAUCUUUUUAAAUCAUCUACUUACCAGUGCAGAAGGCAGCACAUUAAAACAAGCAAGCAUGAAUGCUGUGGAAUACUUGGAGACAGUUAAUGUAUACAUGUAUGAAGCUGUAACAGUUCCAUAAUUUAAAAGGUUAUUAAUGAGUAACGGAGAACAGGAUUUGUUAGCUGCAGUUUGCAGAUACUGUAGAUCUUUAUGUCCCUCAUAGCAGUUGUGGAGGCGAGGCACUAGGCCAGGGUCUUCAACUCCAGCUCAUAACUCCACCACUAAUGCAAUCCUUCCAUGCAUAACAAGCAGGAUGCAGCAAUAUUAGGUUUCCUGUAUAAUGUGUUGCUGAAUUACCAGUUGCUUCUUUCGACACCUCAGAAGUACAUGCCAUAAAACUGCAGCCUUUCACUCCCAAAUGUAAACUCUGAAGCUGAUAUUUGUUUCUCCUCUGCAGAUGGCAUCUCUGAACAUCGGAAGAGCUGGGGCCUGCGUUGUAGUCAUAAAGCAGCCAUGA